Molecule: messenger RNA, 876 nt
Organism: Penicillium cataractarum
Lineage: Eukaryota; Fungi; Ascomycota; Eurotiomycetes; Eurotiales; Aspergillaceae
Product: haloacid dehalogenase superfamily protein
Exons: 3
Coding region: 1-876 (291 amino acids)
Molecular function (GO): phosphatase activity
Source: RefSeq, a predicted model, not a curated record
AUGUCGCUGAAAAAGGAAACACCCCGCAUCCGAGCAUGUCUCUUUGACAUGGACGGUCUCUUGAUCGACUCCGAGGACCGGUACACUCAGAUCACCAACGAAGUGCUACAGAUGUAUGGCAAGCCCAAUCUACCCUGGUCAGUCAAGGCCCAGCUACAGGGUCGACCCCAACCCGAGGCUAGCAAGAUCUUCCAUGACUGGGCCCAACUCCCCAUCACACCAGAGGAGACCUUCGCCAAGCAGGCGGGCUUGCAAGCCAAGUACUUCCCCCAAUGCCAGCCACUGCCAGGAGUUCCCGCUCUCCUGUCCAACCUGGUAUCCACCCAAUCCACCGACGAGCCGGUGUACAUCGCCCUAGCCAGCUCGUCCAACAGCCGAAACUUCAAGCUCAAGACCGACCACUUGUCCGACUUGUUCUCUGCUUUCCCGCAAGUGCACCGUGUCCUCGGAGAUGACCCUCGUAUCGGCAAGGGACGCGGCAAGCCAUUGCCUGACAUCUAUCUCCUCGCUAUGGAGACUAUCAACGCCGAGCUACGCAGCAAGGGCGAGACCGAAAUCACGCCCGCAGAGUGUCUCGUCUUUGAGGACGCCGUUCCCGGUGUCGAGUCUGGACGUCGUGCGGGUAUGCAGGUGAUUUGGUGCCCGCACCCCGGUCUUUUGGAGGCCUACGAGGGCCGCGAAGAAGAGGUGCUCGCUGGCCGAACUGGGCAGCACAAGGAAGAGGAGAAGACCGAGGCUGAGAAGGAGGCUGAGGAGUUGCAGGCUUGGCGGAUUCAGGGUGCGGGUGAGCCUGGUGAGAUUGGUGAUGGGUGGGGUCAGCUUGUCAACACCUUGGAAGAUUUCCCUUACGAGCGGUUUGGAAUUCGGAUUCCCUAA